AUGGCUUCUCUCAGCGUUGAAGAUGAAACUUAUUUUGCCAAUUUCAAACACCAUCUUAGAAAGGAGCUCAAUCUUUAUGAGCUUCUGAAGGAAGCAAGAGAGAAGGGUUUUGAUGAAAGCGAGCAAGUUGGUGGAAAAAUUGCCGUUCUGAGGGAAGAGAUUGCUAAGCGAAAGAAAACCAUUGAAAUGAUCGAGAUUGCUGAUUCUAUUGCAAAGGAGGAACAGGAACUGAUUACAAACCGCAAUAAGAUUCAUGCAGAAAAUGCAGAUGUUACUAAGCGAACUUUCACCGUGUACGAAAGUUCCGUUACUAACUACAAUGGCCUGUUUCAAAAGUACGAGGAAGCGAUCAAGCAACUUGAAAAAGAAAUUGAAGGUUACGAGACCGAGAUUGCUUCGUUGAAAAAUGAACUGUCCUUGCUGAAGAAUCCGAAGAAUCUAUUUGCUCUAGCUUGCCAGGAACUUCAGCCAUCAUGUGGGAUUUGCUUUGAAAAAUACGACGAGGAAAAACACAAGAAGGCUGUUAUAACAAAGUGUGGCCAUACAUUUGGACGACCUUGUCUCAUGAAGCUCAAAGAGAUCUACGUUGGGAACGGUAGAUACUCAAAAAAUGCCCCAAAUGCAAAGAAAACUUCUCCUCCGAUCAGGCUAUCAAUAUUUUUGACUAAUUUUGUGUGA
Oikopleura dioica is the source of this 678-nucleotide messenger RNA. Lineage: Eukaryota; Metazoa; Chordata; Appendicularia; Copelata; Oikopleuridae. The record is from the annotation of a GenBank genome assembly.